CAAACUCACAAUGGAAAAGAAAACAUCUCCACCAAGAACAGGUCUCAAGACAUUCCCGUCGGCCAAUGCGCCCGCCGACGAAGUCCGCACCUACAUCACCCAACUCCUCGUGAACAAAUAUAACGUCUCCGUCGACGAUGCAGAGAAACACGCCAGUAAAUGGGAAAUCGGGCAGUUUUCACGGCUCACGCCAGCGUCUCAAGAGACUAUCCAGCGUAUCUUUGGGGACAAUGUCGGUUUGUGUAUUUAUAGUGCGAUUCAGGAGGAUUUAUCCGAGCUCCUGGAUGCAAGACCAUUGGCGAUCAUCAGCAGUUAUGCCGCCAGUGCCUCUGCCUUGGCUCUGGCGUCUGUCGUACUACUGUUGAUUUUACCGGAAUUAGGAUUACAGGCUAAGCAAGAUCGGAUUACGUGGGCUGUAUCCCCAGUCUGGUGGUUCUUGUCUGCUGCUUCUUGGGCUUUUUACGCCAUUAAACACCCAUUGAAUCCGGUCAGGGCCGUACUAUCUUUCAUUGGAGGAUUUGUUGUGGUCUUGGUAGGGAUCAAUAUGUUUUUGUUUCCAUGGGAGGAGAUGAUGCGACAGAUUUAAAUGGCCAAUUCGCCCCAUUAUCAUCUUUGUUACAUAAAUGAAGAUCUUGGCUUCAUUAUUCUGAGGAGGUACCUGGC
This is a messenger RNA of Penicillium samsonianum, 663 nucleotides long. RefSeq lists its product as uncharacterized. Lineage: Eukaryota; Fungi; Ascomycota; Eurotiomycetes; Eurotiales; Aspergillaceae. The record is from RefSeq and is a predicted model, not a curated record. Bases 11 to 586 code for a protein of 191 amino acids. The transcript is spliced from 3 exons.